UGGCUGUUGACGGAAGCAAAUCAAUAUAACCUAUAAAUUCUAAACUAGGAGGAACAUUGAUUAUUUGAAAAUAAUCUAUGAAAAGUGAUAUAGUUUGGGGUUUUUCUUGUUUAAGAAUAAUAUUUAAUACCUGAAAAUGAUUGUGAAGUGUUAGAACUAUUAGGGAUAUGUCAUGAUUUUGUAGUAAUUCAAUUGUACAAGCCAAGUGAGAUUUUGUUCCAUGCGGUGACAAAUUGCUAAUUUAGAAAUUUAAUUUCUUAUUUUAUACCAUGAAAUUCAUCUUACAAAAUUCAAUACAUUCAUCAAAUGGCUCUAAUAAACUCAGAUUUGGAAAAAUCUGUUCAUUAUUCCGGUCUCCCAAUUUGGAACUUGAAACACCAGUUCUAUUAGUUAACACAAAGGCUGGUAGCGUUAUGCACCUGAGUCACGAAGUACUAAUGAAAAUUGAUGGUCUAAUACAAUGUCUACAAGUUCCUCUUUCCAAUAGUGCCAAAUGUUAUGAAGGAGCGAGAGGGUUCAAGAGAGGUAUCGUGGAGUUUGCUGGAAUGAAGGGCUACCUAUCUUACUGCUCGGUCCAUGAUCCUGCGGAAAUGUUGAUAAAGGGUAAAAAUGAGAAGGAUCAAAUUUCAUUAAACACCUGCAAUGGAAGGAUAUAUCUCUCUGUUCAACGGUACAUGGAGAUGAUGGAAGUGUUCCAACCUGACAUCUAUGAGGCGUUAUCAGAUAGCUAUAACGACAGCAAUAGCUCUAAUCGACGUUUAUGUAAAUCAACUGCAAAUUCAAUCAAUUACUUCGAUGAAUGUAUGAGCAUACAUGGAAAAAGUGAGAUUCUCAAAAAAGCCUCCGUAUUUGGAGUAAUUGAAGGCGGAUACAACUCCAUUUACAAAGAGAAAAUAGCAUCUCAUCUACUCCUGAAUCCCAAUGUAUGCGGAUUUGUAAUUGGUGGUCUACAUUCCAAUGGGCCAGAAGUUGAGAAAAUACGUUCCAGUAGUAUUGAAUCUGUGGUUCAUCAGACUUUGAAACUCUUACCAGAAGACAGAGUGAAAGUUGUACAUGGCUGUUUCCGGCCUGAUGUAGUCGUGAGACUAAUAGAAUUGGGCGUCGACAUUUUUGACUCCUCUCUAGUGGAUAUUGUGACGAAUCGUGGAUGUGCGUUUGUUUUCGGCUGGAGAUCGUUAGACAAGAGUGAUGCAAUGGUUAAUGGUAACAGUGAUCACGCUGUCGACUGUCCUGUCAAGGAUGAAGCUCCAUCAUAUAAGCUUGAAAUAUCAAUGAAAGACAAGGUAUAUUUUGACGAUUUUGGGCCGUUGCUUAAAGGAUGCAGCUGUGUUGCUUGCCAGAAGCAUACCCGAGCAUAUAUUCAUCACCUAUUCCUCACGAAAGAAAUGUUGGGACCAGUAUUAUUAAUGAUACACAAUUUGCACCAUUAUCUGUCAUUUUUCACCUUCAUCCGGAAAACUAUAAGAGAAGGACAUCGAGUUGAGAUUAUUUAGCAUUUUCUGUUAUUAGUUAAAUUUUACUCUAAUACUGAAAUGUGAUAUUUUCCAAAAACUCUUUUUCCUAGCAAAUUAUCUCUGAACUUUAGAACACCAUUUAUAGUUACAAAUAGACAACGAAUUUUUUCUGUUUUGAUUUUCUUAGGCUAACCAUUGUGAUUUGUACUUAAUUAAAAUAUUGUAAGGUAGGACACCAAAGUAUGGUCAGUGAAAUAUUCCAAUAAUUACGAUAACAAUCUAAAGAUUGAAAUCUUCUAGGAUAAUCUGUUACUAAUAGUAUUAACUUGGAUGUAGUGUGUUGUCCUAUUUAUUAUAGUGCUACAUAAGCUAGUAAUUAGAAACAAGUACCUAUUCAAAUUCACAUGGGAAUUGAUCGCACGUUAACUUUUAUUUUUCAUGUUAUAAGUCAUUCCAAAUGACGUUAAUCUAUUUAUUAGUCUACUUAUUUUUUUAAACAAUCCAUUUAUAUUUUAGUGUUGGUUUUUCAAAAUACCUUAGUAUGUAAUCUUUUCUAAAAAGAUUGCAUAAAUGUUCCAUUUUUUCCUUUUUUUAUAGUUUUUCAUUCUUCUAUUUAUUAAGUUAUUACAUCACAUCAC
Nilaparvata lugens (brown planthopper) is the source of this 2092-nucleotide messenger RNA. Its product is annotated as queuine tRNA-ribosyltransferase accessory subunit 2. Gene Ontology annotation, molecular function: tRNA-guanosine(34) queuine transglycosylase activity. The record is from RefSeq and is a predicted model, not a curated record. NCBI's taxonomy places the organism in Eukaryota, Metazoa, Arthropoda, Insecta, Hemiptera, Delphacidae. The coding region runs from base 270 to 1493 and encodes 407 amino acids. The transcript is spliced from 9 exons.